CAAAAUUCCGUUUUGAAGUUUUUACAGUUAUUGGUAGACGAUCCCUAAAUUUUAAUCUGAGACAGACCUAAGAACAGAAAAAAAAAAAAAACCACAGAAUUUUAAAAGACAAAAGCGGACACUUUUUUUUUUUUUUUUUUUUUUUUUUUAUCUAGCUACCAGGUAACAAGUUGGAGCGUGCGUUAGCUGUUGACAUGGAGUGGUAUUUUUUUACGUUUCAAUUUUAAACCGGAAAUAUAGUUUUUAUGUUUUGACUAGACCAGUUAAACUUGUGAAUGUGUUGAGAACUGAAAAAGGGAAAUAUUUAAAGAGACACCGGAGAUUCGUUAGCGCGUGAGGGAAAACCAGUUUACAUCUGUUUUUUUUUUUUUUGUUUUUUUUUUUUUUUUAAGUGAAUAGAAGAUGCCCUCAAGAAAUUGGCACAAAGAAGAUUCUCUAUCCUAUAACGUGCUGUAAAACUAAACUUAAAUGCUGAACCAUAAUGAAGAAAAAUUACAUGACGUACGAAUUCAGUCUAGUUGUUUUAAAAACAACGAAUGCCAAAGGGAAGGUGAAGAAGAACAUUUCUUUCAUGGGUUGCAAAAGUCUUGCUUUUUCUUUAGUAGUUAAAAACUGCAUACUCACACGGUCUUGCUAAGUCGUGACUUGCUUUAAAAAAAAAGUUGAAUGGAGCAUUGAUUCGAGAAAAGAAAACGCUAUUCACGAGCUGGGGACAGCUAUAAACUUGGCUUUGUGGGUGUUAUUGUAUAUGUAAAAUACAUUAAAAAUGGUGGAAAAGCGGUGUUUGGUGCAAAGGGAAGGUGUAUACCGAUGGUUCUCCGAGUUAAACUCCGCUCAGAGGGUCGAAUUCCUUUGCGGGCUGCUCGACCUCUGUGUGCCCAUAGAGCUACGGUUUCUGGGCUGCUCCUUGGAGGAUUUGGCUAGAAAGGACUACCACUCGCUCCGUGAUGCCGAGAUCAAGGCUAACAACGCCGCCGACCUGGCCACCCUGACCAACAUAACGGACGAGGUGGUACGGAGCAAAUUGUUGAUCGCCCUGGCACUGCUCAAUUCUGACAACCGGGAGGCAGCCGGGGUCCUUUUCAGAACUCUCACACACAUCGACUCAAUAAUCAACAACUACGGGCUUCAGCUCAACGACGGGCAAACCGGGGACCAGUUUUUGCUUCUCUUCACCAUGGCUUCGAAUCACCCGGCCUUUAGUUUCCAUCAGAAACAAGUGCUGAGGCAGGAGCUGACUCAGAUACAAAGCAUUGUAAACACGACGUGCAAUAACGCCAACCUUACUACCACGAACACAGUUACUGUCACAACUUUUACCACCAGCACGACAUUUAGCUCUUGUACUGAUUUUCAUUGCUGCCACAAGGUCUCGCAUAGGGAUGAGAGAGCGAUGAGUGGGGACAGUGUGAACAGCUUAGAAAACUCACUCCAGGCCUCGGCACAUUCUUCGGAGGAGUCGGCACUCACAGGGCCUGCAGGGAAACACACCAGAGCAAGCAUUGAGAAAAUAGAACUAAAAGGAUUACCGAACAAAAAGAGUGAAAAAGCAACAGACUGUUCCUUUGAGGUUUCCCAGCUGUUCCCAGAUGAAGCUGUAGGGAAGUUCAUUCAACUCACAGAUGAUCUCGACUCUGCUUACCAGGAGGAGAGGAACCACACAGGCCUGGAGCCGGACCCUAGAUACCUGGCCUCUCUUCCUUCCCAUGUGUUGAAAAACGACCAAGACAAGCAAUUCUUCAGCCCUUUUUCAGUCACUCAAAGUGUUCAAAACUUGCAUCCUGUCUGUACCUCUCAACACAAAGUCACCCCCAGUAGUGCAGUAAGGCCAGUUUGUGGUGUAGCCAGCAUACAGUCCACACAUUGCAGCAGCAGCAGCAGCACACUGCAGUCUUCUUCUUACUCCUUCACCGCACCUUUUCCUCCCUCCCUGACCGCUGAGAAUGUAUCCGCCUUGAUGAUUACAUCAAGCACGACUUCCCCAGUCUUGCAGCCAAGCCAGGAACAGAAUGGGAUUCUCGACUGGCUUCGCAAACUGCGCUUGCACAAGUACUACCCCGUGUUCAAACAGCUCACCAUGGAAAAGUUUUUGGCACUCACAGAAGAAGACCUAAAUAAAUAUGAUCUCACCCAAGGAGCAAAAAAAAAAUUAAAAACCCAGCUGGAACUUCAAAAAGAGAAAGCUGAGAAGUACUGCUUGUUGACCCCUUUUCAAGUGCCAAGCAGCAGUGUGGCAAGGGUACCACCCACCAGUCAUGUAGGCCCGGUUCAGCCAAUUCAAACCAGCACUGGUACAGAGCUGCGAGUGGAGGUGGAGCCGGGUCCUCACCCCUUCCCCAGGGACAGCAGCUCCUCCUCAGGGUACUCAAACUCUCCCUCCAGCCCCAUAGGGAUCCAGACCCGAGAUGAGACCUUUCAGAUCCCGGAGGACAGGAGCAGAUGUAGAGAGCCGGGGUUGGAGUGUCCUGACAACGAAAAGCCAGCUGUGCUGCCAAAUCACUUCAUAGCAGCCUGCGCCGCAAGACCCACCGCUCAGGUCCUGCCAGUCCAGAAUGACACUAGUACAAACUCCCCCCCCCACCACCACUCUGUGCCAGUCCCAGUGCCAGUCCUGCCAACCCUCUCCUCUAGCACCCCCCCAAGCCGCAUGCUCAGCGCUAUCCGCAAAGCAGAGAGGGGUGGCUCCCGGCUGCCCCUGUCCCCUGUCCUCUCCCCUCUCUAUCUGGAGGAGAGAAUGAAAACCUUGCAGGUCUCCUCUGGGCCUGGCAGCAGCAUUAAAAUUGAGAAGAGGUUCCCUAGUGUCAACUUCGAGAUGUCCCCCAUGGAAAACAGCGCAGUGCCGGCAGGUCUUGUGAACUUCGGGAGACGGACCAAAAUCGGGAUGGACGUGGAUCCCAGACCGGCAAAGCAGCCGGGAUUGAUCAUUGAGACCAGUACAGGUACCACCGCCACAUCCAACACAGUCUAUCAUGUGUCCCACCCACCUCUUAAACUUCAGGUUUCUCCUUCACUCCCUGCAAAUGCCAGCCUGACAGGACCCACGGUCUACACGAGCGGCAUGCCCAUCAAGAGUGUCCCUCCAGCUGUCAUUAACCCACGGACACUACCUUACUCAGCAAACACCAAAGCUGCCUUUUCUGCAGUGACCAGUGUGCCCAUGGCCGCUGUUCCUGGCACUUACUGUGUCAACAGUGGCGCCAGCCCUUCCAACAGCCAUGCACCUGGCUCCAGUCCCACCCUCUCCUCCAUUGCAGAGAACAGCAGCACAGGCUCAGGGAUUUCAAACCAGAACUCGCAGCAGCAGCAAGGAUGCGUGUGCAGCUCGUGUGGCUGCAAUGGGAACUGUGGCUCAUACAGUGCCAUGCCAGCCAAUUAUGCUAGCUGCUUCCAACACCCGUUUUCAGGGCCCUCCAUGAUUACCUUACCGUUUUUGCACUUCAGCCCGCUGUGCAAUAAUGGCUACAUCAGCCCUCCACAGUACAGCACCACUACCGGCUUCUCCUACCCCAUGGUCCCCCCGCCCAUGUACAACAGCAGCUUGACUCCAAAUUCCAUGCUGAGCAGCCAGUCUGGCUUUGUCAUGCCUCCAAUGCAGAAUUUCAUCGCAGGGGCAGCAGGGGUGUACCAGGCCCAAGGGAUGACUGGUGGCACCAGUGGGGCGGGACAAAAGAAGAAUGGGAAUGUUUCGUGUUACAACUGCGGCGUCAGCGGACACCGAGCUCAGGACUGCAAGCAGCCUUCGAUGGAUUUGAAUCAGCAAGGUACCUUUAGGUUGAAGUAUGCACCUGCUCCUGAAAAUGUGGACUCUGCAGAUUAGUAUUACCAAGUGAAAGAUUAAAAACACAAUGGAGCAUGCAGACAAACUGCUGCUGAUGCUAAAGUGUCUUACCAUGUCAUUCUCCAAAGGUGCUCUUAUUGUGGGAAUAAACAACUCUUGAUAUGCACUAGUUCUACCUUGUUUGAAGAUAAGGGAGGAUUUGUCAAGAAAUCAUGGAAUCAAUGGGGUUUCCUUUCAUAAUACUACAAACUGCAGGACUGAAAAUGUAUAACUUCAGAACAAAAUAAAAGUCAGCUAAUCCGGUGGCUUGUGGGUUGACCCAGCACUACGUUGGAAAACUAACUGGACAAUAACUUUUACAAAAACACACUUUCUAGCAACACAACAUGAAACAUGUAUGGACAGAAAAUAAUGUAACGUAUGCCUACCAGGCUGUUAAUCUUGGACCAAAAAUGACCACCGACUAAGCCUUCAACUUUGCACUUCCCAGGAAGCCAUUUGAAUGGGAAAAAAAUGGACAAAUCUUUAGGUUAAAUCAAAUACAUAAAAAAUGUAUGCAGUUUUAUAUAAAGACAAAUGACGUAUUCAUGGACAUAUUAGAAAAAAAAAAAAAAAAAAAAAAGUGUGAUCAUAGUGAUGCCAGGUGCAGAUUGCCUGGAUUAAAUGGUUCUCUAUUUGAACUCGCAACCAUUAAAAAAAAAAACCAAAAAAAAAAACCCACAAACUCUUCCCGAAAGGCAGACAGCUGGGUCGUUGGUAGAAUAAACCUGAAAAUCCAGGAUAGCUGGGAAGAAAUGACAAGUUGAGGACUGCUUUGCAAGAUAUGGAUUUCUCUCACCACCCACCCCUACUGGAAAGCCAAUGCUUCUGAUUGUGUCUUCUAACCAGCAUCUACUCAGGAACUACCAGGAUUGUGGAGUUGAGUGUUGUAGUGAUGGCAGAAGACACUGCAGAGUGAGGACGGGAAUACUCAGAAUGUGGAUUGUUACAAAUCAAUCAUGCUGAUAGUCUGAGCUACAGUCCAGCUAGUUUUACUUUGAAGAUACAAGCUUCAGCUCUUGUGUGCAGCAGAUAUCAAUACAGAAGACAUUGUUUGUCUUUCGGUUCAACGUCUGCUCAGCGUAAACUCCACCUGGUUCAGUAGGCCAAGCUAAAAACUUUGGGGGUUAUUUAUAAAACUGGGUAAAUCUUCGUUAAUAAACGUAAACGGACAAAUCA
Molecule: messenger RNA, 4996 nt
Organism: Polyodon spathula (Mississippi paddlefish)
Lineage: Eukaryota; Metazoa; Chordata; Actinopteri; Acipenseriformes; Polyodontidae
Product: zinc finger CCHC domain-containing protein 14-like
Exons: 12
Coding region: 767-3817 (1016 amino acids)
Molecular function (GO): protein binding; zinc ion binding; nucleic acid binding
Source: RefSeq, a predicted model, not a curated record